Messenger RNA from Pyrenophora tritici-repentis Pt-1C-BFP, 2172 nucleotides. NCBI's taxonomy places the organism in Eukaryota, Fungi, Ascomycota, Dothideomycetes, Pleosporales, Pleosporaceae. The record is from RefSeq and is a predicted model, not a curated record.
AUGUCAUCCAGCACUCCAGAUCUGUCCGAGUUCCUCGAUCCGCCUCUCUGCGCGAACACUGAUCGUAUGGUCGACAGCGAGAUCUCACCAUGUAAAGAAAAAGCUACGAUGGUUUGCAGCAAGUGCUUUCUAGUACAGGUAACCGACUGGAAACGUCACAAACCCAUUUGCACUUCCGAGCAUCUCAAAGAAACUUACCUGCCUCGUUAUGUCAAAGAAUGUCGCAUACCGUUUGGUGGACCGCCCGAUCAACCCGGCUUCGACAUUACUAGUUUCGGCUCGCUGCAGUACUUGUGGGGUAACAUGCCAGCCCUGGACAUACUCAACGCCGACAAGAACGAGGGUAAAGACAUAAUGAAACGCGACAUUAACCUUCUCUUUGCGGCAUCUGGUGAUAUGCGCAAUGUGGUCAAAACCGUCGUUGGGCUUCCCAAGGGCUACGCAGGCAAUUGUGUUGUGGUAAUGAACGACUGGAAUUUCACCAUCACUGCACGCAAUGCUAUGAUGCUCCUUGCCGCUAUGCACUUUGAGCCUGAGACCGCGCAAGUAUGUGACAAGAUCAAGCACAAGAGUACGGAACUAGAUCAGGCUAAGACUUUCAACUUUGGAGAUCGGUCAAUUUGUUUGGCUCUGAAGAAGGGAGCAUGGGUCGAACUUUCCAAGAUGUUCACUUCGCCCGACCAGCUGUCGUCACACCGAGCUAUGCAGAUUCGGCAGCAUACUACUUGCGCGCCUAGAAGGGUAGAUUUUGUUGAUAAGGCACUGUACCAGAUGCCACCUGGCCGGCGCACGGGUACUUGGAAAUUCCGCUUGGAGGGUCUUCUUGUUCCUUAUGGCACGUCUCGAAAGCCUUUCGUCUAUCCGAAUCCUACAUUCUUCAGACAGCAGGGCGUGUGGCCUAUGCUCGAUGACGCAGAUCCGCUCUCUGGCUGGUCGUAUAAUGAGUACAUUACUCACUCCAGCGCAGCAAAGAAUGACGUCUAUGGUGCUUUCUUCAACUUCCUUCGCAACCUUUUGCUGCAAUUCUGCAAGCGCGUUCGCAACAGCAAAAUUGUCUUUCGUCUGUUCAACGUCAAUGCUGUUAAUCUACCAAGCUACACAAAGGAUAUUAGAUUUGACCGGAUUGAGGCGGCCAACAUUUGCGAUCGUGCCUACGUUGGAAUUAGCCAGACCCUCAAAGUCUUCUCCCCUAUGCUGAAAGCAAAGGUCGAUAACCCGCACGCCACUAUCCUGAUGCUAUUCUUGAACGCAGAAGUUAUCCCGGACAAAAACGCAAGCUUCCUGCGUAUGUUACGCGGCGUUGGCAAACCUCGCUCCUUGAAUGAGCCACCGAACAGAGUCUUAGUGGAAAUGGUCGUUGUCACCGAUGCCAUGUCCAUGUUUGCUAACUUUGAUGAGCACUUCAACAAGUACCUUCAGCACCCAGAUCUUUUUGAGUCUGGCUCCAUGAAGGAUUUUGCGCAGAAGUAUGGUGUCCAGGUCAAAGCACAGCAUACCAUUGUCAAGCCUUGGCCUUGCCGAGUCACAGAUGAGACUACAAAGGCAGAGUUCGCCAUUUUACUUGCCGAGUCCACAACGGGCCAUGAACGCUACGUAGAGUUUGAGAAACUGGAAGGUAAUCCAAAAGAGACUAGUGCUUGGUGCAAAGACAUCAAGACAGCGUACAAGAAGCUGGCGCUCGCCCUUCAUAAGCUCAAGAGCAACAUCACCGAGAGCAAGCACCAAGAGACCGAGUUUCCGCAAGGUCAAGUGGCCAACGGGCCAGGGAGCGGAUUCAGCUCCUGGUGGAGAGAGGUCAUCGUCCAACAACAGGCCAGGGCUUGGGAAGAGGCCUUGAGGGCCGCUGGCUUUAGGGGUCAAGAAGAGGACCCAUUUGGAGGUCGGCCUUCAAGCCCAGUGCCCAUGGCACAUGGCCUCGAGGUCAUGAUGACCCAUCCAUAUACCGACCAGGGCUACCGCCAAUGGUCCCACCGCUGGAGCCCGCAGACUGGCGGUAUCGACUACUGCGUGUUCUGUCUUGCCGGGCACUCUGCCCCCAACACUCGUCGCUGCCCAGCUUGCCAGGCUGUGGCCUGUCCAACCUGCUUCAUCGCUGUCCGCAACCUCGAUCGCACAGUACCAGCACGUAGGGGCGACGGCACUAGGGCCCAGUACAUCGCUUCUGGUGGUUAA